AUGACAACUUGUUUUGGCUUACCCCCCAUUGAGCCUGAAACCCGCCGUCCACCGCCGCACACCCCCUCGUCGGGGGUAGUGCGUCGCCUCCACACGCCUCCGUCAACUUCUCUCCUGAAGCAACACUCGUGGUCGCCGGAUCUUAUUCGCGAGGAAGCUUGGUCAAAGCGCCGCGAUGUAUCCCGCCGCCGUCGCCGCGGAAAGAGCUUGACGGACGACGAUCUCGACGAGCUCAAGGCCAGUUUCGAACUCGGAUUCGGAUUCGGAUCUCCCGAAAUCGCCGAUCGGAGACUGUCCAACACGCUUCCCGCGUUAGAACUCUACUACGCCGUUCAGAGAAGCUACAACGAUGCCGUUUCAAACAAAUCGUCGUCUUCGCUCUCCGACGGCGAUACAAGCCCCCACACCGUAUACCAAACCAGUGAUGAUCCGCAGACGGUGAAGACGAAGCUGAAGCAGUGGGCGAGAGUGGUGGCGUGCACCGUGAAUCAAUCGCCUCCGAGAUGA
Messenger RNA from Microthlaspi erraticum, 507 nucleotides. The record is from the annotation of a GenBank genome assembly. NCBI's taxonomy places the organism in Eukaryota, Viridiplantae, Streptophyta, Magnoliopsida, Brassicales, Brassicaceae.